Messenger RNA from Amblyraja radiata (thorny skate), 3577 nucleotides. RefSeq names its product FERM domain containing 5a (gene frmd5a). The record is from RefSeq and is a predicted model, not a curated record. The transcript has 14 exons. Gene Ontology annotation, cellular component: cytoskeleton. Bases 194 to 1897 code for a protein of 567 amino acids. Gene Ontology annotation, biological process: actomyosin structure organization. Lineage: Eukaryota; Metazoa; Chordata; Chondrichthyes; Rajiformes; Rajidae.
UACUUUUGUGGCGGCCGAUAGUUUGUGUUAAAGGGCCGCGUCAGCUGGCGGCAGCGAUGAAAGGGCAGCCCGGCCACAGCGCGCUAGCGAGCAGCCGGCGACCGCGGUAAAAGCCCAGCAAAUCACACACAGCCGGCUCCCGGCGGAUCGGUUGCCUUUCUGCGGCUCCCCCGCCGCCUCACACAGCUGAAAGAUGCUCAGCAGGCUGAGGAGCGGCAGCAUCAGGAACCUGGACCGCGAGUUCGACUGCACUGUCAGGCUGCUGGACGAUUCCGAGUAUCCUUGCACCAUUCAGCGGGAUGCCAAGGGUCACUAUCUGAUUGAUCUUCUCUGCCAUCACAUGAACCUGCUGGAGAAGGACUACUUCGGAAUCAGGUUUGUGGACCCUGACAAACAGAGGCACUGGCUGGAUAUCUCCAAAUCCAUUAUUAAACAAAUGAAAUCUCAGCCUCCGUAUACCAUGUGUUUCCGCGUCAAGUUUUAUCCCACGGACCCUGCCACACUGAAGGAGGAGAUAACUAGGUACCUGGUCUUCCUUCAGAUAAAGAGGGAUCUGUACCACGGCCGCCUGCUGUGCAAGACCUCCGACGCGGCGUUGCUCGCGGCCUUCAUCCUGCAAGCUGAAAUCGGGGACUAUGAUGUAGGAAAGCAUCCCGAGGGAUACAGUUCCAAGUUCCAGUUCUUCCCGAAACAUUCCGAGAAGUUGGAGAGGAAAAUUGCCGACAUCCACAAAACGGAGCUUAGCGGGCAGUCCCCGGACACUGCAGAGCUGAACUUCCUGAAGAAAGCGCAGACGUUGGAAACUUAUGGAGUUGACCCUCACCCUUGCAAGGAUGUCUCAGGGAAUGUAGCGUUUCUCGCCUUCACCCCAGCGGGCUUUGUGGUGUUACAAGGAAACAAGCGGAUUCAUUACAUAAAGUGGACUGAAGUGAGCAAGAUGAAGUUUGAAGGAAAGACGUUUAAUUUAUACGCCAUUCAUAAAGAGGAAUCGAAGAUUAUUUUGACAUACUUCGCUCCAACGCCUGAGGCUUGCAAACAUCUGUGGAAGUGCGGAGUGGAGAAUCAAGCCUUUUACAAGUUUGAGAAAUCCAGUCAGGUGCGAACUGUUUCAAGCGGCAACAUGUUCUUCAAGGGGAGUCGGUUUCGAUACAGUGGGAGAGUCGCAAAAGAGGUGAUCGAGUCCAGCGCAAAGAUUAAGAGGAGCCCCCCAGAGAUUCACAGGUCAGGCCUGGUGCCCAGCCGAAGUUGCCCUUCCAUUUCCCACGGCUCCAGGUUGAGCAGUGUGCCCAGGACCCGCAGGAGGGCGGUGCACAUCUCCAUCAUGGAAGGUUUGGAAUCACUCCGGGAUAGCGCCCACUCCACGCCGGUGCGAUCCAGCUCUCACACAGACUCCUUCAUGAUCCGCUCGAGCAAGGCUUCGGCCGCCGAGGGCAACGAGCGGACGUCGGUGAUAGCGGACGAGAUGUACAGUCCGGCCGCCAGUGUCCUGCCAACGCCGGUGUCGGAGCCCGGCCACGAAUCCAUCCUCCUCCAGCAAGACUACAGCUCCAGCGGCAUCGAGGACAGGGGGAGCGAGGUGGGAGCGUCGGCAGCGGCAGAGAAACCGGCCAGAGGGGCUGGCACCUCGCCCGAAGGUGUUAGUGAGAGGGCGGAGCAGGAACAGGUGAAUACAUUUGUUUUAAGUGUGGCCCGUUUGCUACUGGUGACCGUCGGACUGCUCUUUGCAUUGCUCCUCCUCCUGAUCGCUCUUGCCGAAUCAGAUAUUGACGUAGCAUUUUUACGUGAUAUACGCCAGACCCCCGAGUUUGAACAAUUCCAUUAUGAAUACUUUUGUCCCCUCAGGCGAUGGUUUGCCUGCAAGGCGCGGUACCUGCUAAACCUUCUUAUUGACACAUGACAUCGCCCAGCCUGAGAUAUCAGCCCAGGGGCAGUGAGAGGACAAGAUGACGACAAGCUCCCCUUCUCUCCUCUCUGGUACCAUCCAGCUUUAUUGGGUGAAUUCAACUACUGCUGGGAAACUUGCUGACUCAACAAGCUUUCAAGAGGAAUUUAAAUCCAAGAGCGAAUUCCACAUUCAACCAUGCCCUGCCCCCAUCCCCUUAACCCCCUCUGAUGCUCUUGGACUGUUGCGCUAUCUAAGGUCUAUUAGAGUAAGUUAUUAACCAUUAGUACCCACAGGAACUGAGUAAUACAGCGUGGAGUUUUGUUAUUGUGAUGUUAAAGAGGUAUCCUGUCUCCAGACAUUAAUAAAAGUACCAAGACUUCCCUGUGAUAUUAAUAUUACAGCAGGUGGAUGUCUCAUGUCUAAGUAUAUUCAGUAGUGACAAAAUGUUCUCUCAAAACUGUAAGACUCUCAGUGUUUGUUAAUUAUACCUUGUAAUAUUUUAACAAUUUGACAAAAUAAUUAGUUUGGUUAUGAUGUACAGCUUCACGGGAUAUCCCUAAAACUAGGAUUUUUUUCAUAAUGACUAAAGGACAAUAUAUGCAAAAACCCAGGCUGAGUGAUGGAAGGGUUGUCCAAAGGCACAAGACUGUUUGGCCAGUUGUUAAGGUUGAAAUAAAGGGAAGAUGGGGAGUAAAUCACUGAGUGAUGUGUGCACUAUCAUCAAGGUGUUAUUUAAAUGAAGUGAUGGAAGCAAUGUUCUGAUAACUCAGGCAGUACAUUGGAUCGGUUAAGUUUGCAGAUUUAACAAGCUGGUUUCAUCUGGUGCAUUGACUUGGGCAGCUCUGUCACUGUUCACUUGGAAGAGAGCAUCUCACUCUGUUCCUCACUACCUUCAUUCACUAACAAGCAACUCUGACAAGCCUAAACUCUAAGCACAAAUGGUCUGAUACUAAAAACAAAGGAAUGUCUGCCUCGUUCAGAGGCAUGUGUCAGGAGAGGACUCUAUAGCUGGUCUUCUAGACUGGCCAUAUCAGCAGGCCCUGGGGGUUUGGCAGCUGCUGUCAACCCUGUGACUGAAGUAAUGAAAGCACUUGUCCCAGAGGAAGGAGGCAAUGCUCUGAUGUGCCCAAUAGGCCACCUGUCCAUUCAAUCCCCACUAAACCAAAGUCAAGAAUGUUUUAUUGUCAUAUGUAUCAGCACUGACAUUCUCACUUGCUGCCGCUUAACUGGCCCAGUAACGCAAUAACAGAUACAUUUAUACUAGUCAAUAAUAAUAAAUUAAUAACUAUAUUAGGCAAUCAUAAUAGUGCAUAAAAUCAUUCUGCUUUGGUUUGUGACUCUCAUCUAACGUCAGAUUUACCCAACAGCAGUUAUAACCAAACAAGCUGGAGGGACGCAUGGUCUGAGGUGGUGAGGAUACUUAAGGGGUUCACUUAGUGAUGAUGUUGUCAACAAUAAUGGCCCAAACUAGUCACUGACAAAUGCAAGAGGGGAUGGAGUAUGUUAGUUAUGAAGAGGCAAUGGGCUUAUUUUCUUGUAUGGAGGCAGUUGAGUGGGGAUUGAUAGAGGUUUAUUGCCAUGUCUGUUUUAUUGCUUUAGGUACCAGAACAGAACAUUCUCACUUGAAGCAACACUGCAGGUUUGUAAACAGUGCUCAAUAGAUAAUGUAAUAAACAAAAAAAUAAAAAUAAA